UUAAUAAAUAUUUACUGAGUGAAUAAAUGAAUGAAGGAAUCAUCAGAAUGAAGCCAGGUACAGAGCCCAAGCCCUGGAGCAGAGGUUUUUAAAGCCAGAUGUCUUGGGAACGACAACCACCACAAGAAACCCUGCUUCCUCAGAAGACAAGGACUGCCCAGGGUGGACAACAGGUGGAUCUGCUAUUUGCUGUUGGAGGAUGUCAUUUGGCUAGUGAUGUCAUCAGCGGGGUGGAGUGUUACAACCCACUGUCCCAUGAAUGGAAAUUGCUGGGCUCUUCAUGCAAACACCGAUGUGGUACAGGGGUGGCUCCCUUGAAUGGCUGCAUUUAUGCAGUUGGGGGCUAUGAUGGAACCACUUGCCUUAGCAGUGUGGAAAGAUAUGAUCCCAAAAUUAAUGAAUGGAGAUAUGAUGUGGCCCCACUGGCAGAAAGCAAACGAGGUGCAGGUGUUGCUGAGCUAGGGGGAUUCCUGUAUUGUGUGGGAGGUCAUAAUGGACUGACCUGCCUCAGUUCUGUGGAAAGGUACGAUCCCGAAGAGAACAGGUGGUGCAAGGUAGCUCCUCUGACUUACCGAAGAUCAGGUUUGGGUGUGGCUGCCUUGGAUGGCUACCUUUAUGCCAUUGGGGGCUCAGAUGGCCACUCUCCACUAAAAUCAGUUGAACGCUAUGAUCCCACAGAGGAUAUGUGGAGUCCCUGUGCUCCCUUGAGGGCCUGCAGGGAAACCUUUGGCUGUGCUGUGUAUCAAGGGAAAAUCUACGUGGCAGGUGGACGGGAUGAGAUUACAGAGCUGUGCAGUACUGAACGCUUUGAUCCCACCUCCAAUGAAUGGUUGCCAAUGAGACCCAUGAGGUCAAAGAGGAAUAAGGUUAGCCUAGUAGGUGCAAAUGGAUACCUCCUGGCAAUUGGAGGCUUUGAUGGAGUGGUACACUUGGCAACAGUGGAAGCUUUUGACUUUGAAGUCAAUCAAUGGAGAGUAUUUGGCAACAUGAAGAAUCGUCGUCCAGGAGGAGGUGUAGGUGUCCUGAAGAUGACUAUUUAGAACAGCCAACACCCAAGCUGUUUGGAAUGAAGAAAAGAAGGAAUAAAAUAAACCUUUUCAGAAGCCUCACCCACCCACAGCAGAACUAUGGAGAGAGGAUUCAGGGAAGAUUUUGGGUUCCCUAUGUCCAGGUCUGUGAAUACAGAGAAAAUUAUAUACAGGACACUCUAACAGCAUUGACUUAACCACGUGACCUCUUCUCAGGUCACUAUUGGGAAAGUCUAGUCAUAUUAUAUUCAGUAUCAGCCCUGGCCAUGAAGGGGACCCAGGUCAGAAAGGAUAGGUGUUCCCCCCAAAAAACAACCUCUCAAUAAUACUUGUUGCUAUCCAGCUAUCUCUCCAUUGUCUGCAUGCAAAAUCAUAGAAUUCAGAGGUGGAUGGGACUUAGAGAUUACCUAAUCUAAUGAUGACCAACCUCUGGGACCCCUGUAGACUCCUUUGGACCUAUGUAGACUACUUUUGAAGAUUGAGAAACCAUAGGAUUAUUUGAAAAGGGUUUAUCUCAUUAAAUGAUUCAGCAUAAUAUAUAAGCAAACACACCUUUCUAGAUGAAAUGUCUCAAACACAUAAAUACUAUUUUCAAAAUUACAUG
Molecule: messenger RNA, 1632 nt
Organism: Phascolarctos cinereus (koala)
Lineage: Eukaryota; Metazoa; Chordata; Mammalia; Diprotodontia; Phascolarctidae
Source: RefSeq, a predicted model, not a curated record